UACUCAUUAGUUCCUCAGUAACUACUCUAAUUUUGUGUAUUAUAUUAUAAUCCCUGACUCUUGACUUUUUUUUGCCAGAUUUUGUCAUGAACACAAUGUGUUCAAGGACUGUCAGAAAUUUGUAAAUCCAACAAUAACGGCAUGUUUUCCUUAAAAAUCGCCAGAAAAUGAACAAAGGAAAAAAACAAAUAAAUAAACUUAAAAGAAAUAAAAAUAAAAGUUACAAGCUCACUAGCUUAACCACUUCAGCACCAGGUGCACCAUGAUGUGCCAUGUGAUAACCACGAGCAAACGAGUUUCAUUUGAACACAGUAUUCAAUCAGCUCAUGUAGAAAACUCCAAACUGACUUUGAUUUCAGAUUAUUAAGUCUAAUUCCUGCCUGUAGUUUGGUUGGUGUUCAGGGAGACAGAGCUUGGACUGUCAGACUUAUUGUCUUCAUCUUAAAGGACAACAGACAGAGAGACAUCAACAUGAUGGACUACCAAUAUGACAAGGACCAGGACAACAGCGCCCUCUGGGUCAAAGACGUUCCUCCUGGCUCUCUCUCAGGUCUAUCCAGGUUCAAACGCUGGCUGUUUCCUGCCCUGACAGCUGUGGUCAUCCUGAUUCUGAUCAUAGCACUGGGAGCCAGCAACACAAAUACGUCAAAUCGUCUAAGGGCGAUGGAGAAGAGCGUUUCCAACCUGACCAGCGUCAUCCAAUCACUGAAUGCCUCACUGCAGCAUGCUCAAGAGACAGCUGAAGAAGCUCAGCGGCUGAAGUUUGCUGUGGAGAACAACAAAGACCAGCUGGCCUCAGUGUCAGAGGCCUUGAAGCAGCUGUCGGUCUUGGACUCUCUCAGCAAGAGCGUCUUGUCGCUCAAAUGUUCCCUCGAACGCAUCAUCAACAACAGCACAGCAGGCACAGCAAAGGACGGAUGUUGUCCUCUGGGCUGGGAUCAGUUUGACUUCAACUGUUAUUUCUUCAGCAGUUUGGCUCUGUCCUGGAACGAGUCCAGAGUCUGGUGUGAACAACAUCAAGCUCACCUGCUCAUACUCCACGAUGACAAGGCCUGGGAUUAUGUGACCGCACGUACAGUUCCUCUGUUUUACUGGGUUGGCCUGUCAGACUGGAGAACCGGGCGGUGGGAGUGGGUGAACUGGGUGCCAUACACCAUAGAGCGCAGGCGCUGGUUGCCCGGUCAGCCUGACAGCUGGGCAGAUCACGGUUUGGGCGAAGGGGACGAAGACUGCGCUCACCUGCACAACGAUGGACGCCUCAACGACCUGCACUGCUCCACCAAGAUGCGCUAUAUCUGCCAGACACACAGCAUGCGUGGCUAAACAGCUCCACCCAGCUCCACUCAUACGGGUGUAACCUAAACACCACUAAAUAAUCUGAACUGAUCAUCAGUUUUAAACUUGUGUGUGACAGGAAACGCAUCAUAGAUUGGGCUCAUCACUGAUGAGCUGCCACCGGAAGCUCAGAAGACAGUAAUAAUAAAAUACAACCUGACAUCAUUGUAAACUUUCUGAAAUAAGAAUAAAUGGUAUUGUUUUAUGUCUAAUGUGUAUAGAAAGAGUAUUAAUCUGAUGAAAGUCAUAGUAUUGUUUAAGGGCAAUAGAUUUUUGUAGUGCAUGAAAUGAAAUUGUGAGAUUUUAUUUAAAGAAAAAAACAUAUAAAUCUACUUUUUGCAUUUA
Molecule: messenger RNA, 1680 nt
Organism: Epinephelus lanceolatus (giant grouper)
Lineage: Eukaryota; Metazoa; Chordata; Actinopteri; Perciformes; Serranidae
Gene: asgr1a
Product: asialoglycoprotein receptor 1a
Source: RefSeq, a predicted model, not a curated record